CCACACUUCAUCCAACAGCAGCACCGCUGUCAUUUCACACCAACUGCAAUAACAGUGUGAGUAAGCCAGACUCUCCCUACCUGUGGUUCCCGUCACAAAUAAACAGGUUAUCAGUAGUAGGACAGGGAGUUUGGACACACUAAGAUGGUCAGGACUGGCAGUAUUUUGAAGUUUGCAGCGUUGUUCUCUGCAUUCCUUCUGGCUGUAUUUUUGACAUUUCAGCUGCUAGAAAUUAACAUGGAUUUAAAGCUGAGUAGCAUGAUGUCAAAAUCUCUGCCGGGGAACUCUCUUACAGAGAAGCCACUCAGGAACAAGUGUGGCCUGUCCAAGUCGUGUCCUGCUGCACACUUUGCCUUUAAAGUUGCGAGUGGAGCUGCCAGUGUGGUGGGGCCCAGAAUGUGCCUGGAGGACAAAGUAUUAAUGAGCAGUGUGAAGAACAACGUAGGGAGGGGCAUCAACAUCGCUCUUGUCAACGGCAAAAAUGGGCAAGUGGUGAGGACAUCAAGUUUCGAUAUGUGGGCUGGAGACGUGGCACCUCUUAUCAAAUUCCUGCAGGAAAUUGAGGAAGGUACAGUGGUGCUGAUGGCCUCAUUUGAUGAUCCAGCAACAAAGCUCAACGAUGAAGCCAGGAAACUCAUUUCUGAUCUGGGUAGCUCGUAUGUCAGUAAGUUGGGCUUCAGGGACAACUGGGUCUUUGUAGGAGGAAAAGGCAUCAAAACCAAGAGUCCGUUUGAACAGCAUAUAAAGAAUGCCGCUGACACAAACAAAUUCGACGGAUGGCCUGAGGUGCUGGAGAUGGAAGGCUGCAUACCCCAAAGAUCAGACUGAAGAACCCAAACUAUCUCCUGCACCACCUCCGUCACAUUAUCCUCCUGACAUUCCUGCCCUUUUCUUUUGACUACUUCUACAGAGCAGACAUGAACUCUUGAAACGCACUGGGAGGAAACAGUCCAGACAUUCUCCUGAGUUUGCAUCCGGCCUGUGAGGGACGCAGCUGGAGAUUUAGCUGGCUAGCUGACUGAAGGAGUUCUGAAGAACCUGCCAAAUGGCUUUGUGCAUCCUCGCAUGCAAGCAAUCUCUAAAGAAUGUCCAGAACUUCUGUGCAUGUCUGAAACAAGCAUAGCACAAUUUUUUUUUUUUUUGAAACCUCUUGCACUCGAUUCUCUAGUUGGAUACUUUUACACAGAGGAGGUGCUUAUAAUUGCAGCUAGAAUGUAGAGUGGGAUGUCUAGAAGGGAUUUAAAUUAUUAUCAAAGUAACUAUUCAAUAUACAGUAGUGUGCAAACCUCCACUAUAUCAUUCAUAGUCCUGGGCCAGAUUAUCUGUCAUUGUUUUUUGUUUUGUUGGGGGGGCAUAUUUUUUCUGAUAUUAUAACCAAAUGCACCAAAUUCACUGUGAAAUUUUGUAAAUAUGUUUAGGUUGAGGAUCCCAGUUUCAUAGAUCCUCAUUAAUAUGUAUUGUAAUAAUAACUAUGAUAAAAUAAUUUCUUAAAAUAAAUGAUUUUGUUAGUAACAAACAAA
This is a messenger RNA of Cynoglossus semilaevis (tongue sole), 1520 nucleotides long. It is a transcript of the gene fam3c, whose product is annotated as FAM3 metabolism regulating signaling molecule C. The transcript has 10 exons. NCBI's taxonomy places the organism in Eukaryota, Metazoa, Chordata, Actinopteri, Pleuronectiformes, Cynoglossidae. The coding region runs from base 145 to 828 and encodes 227 amino acids. The record is from RefSeq and is a predicted model, not a curated record.